AUGCACAGGCAUACCAUGUAUGCUUACAUUCCAAAGAAGUUGUCCAUGACAACAGGGAUUGCUGUCGAUCACCGUCGUAAGAAUCAAUCAUUGGAAGGGCUUCAAGCCAAUGUUCAAAGAUUGAAAGAAUAUAAGGCCAAGCUGGUUAUUUUCCCAAGGCGACCUGGCAAAUUCAAGAAUGGAGAUUCUAGUGCAGUGGAGCUGGCCUCAGCUACCCAGGUCCAGGGUCCAUACAUGCCCAUCACUCUUGAGAAGCCAACAGUUGAGUUUGUUAAGGUGACCGAGGCAAUGAAGUCAUUCAACACAUAUCAGAAGCUUUGCUUGGAACGGAUGAAUGAGCGUCACAUGGGAGUAAGGUUGAAGAAGGCUGCUGAAGCCGAGAAGGAAGAGAAGAAAUAGAAGAGACAUAGGUACGUCACUUUUAAAAGUAUCCAGAGAGAAAUGAUGCUAUUCUUCUGCUUUCCAGUUUGCAGGGGGAUGUUGGUUUUCAAAUGUCUGCAAGUACUUAUUUUAGCUUGUUUGAGAAAGUUUUGCCAUUUUAGCUUU
Messenger RNA from Magnolia sinica, 546 nucleotides. RefSeq names its product large ribosomal subunit protein eL13z-like. The record is from RefSeq and is a predicted model, not a curated record. Gene Ontology annotation, biological process: translation. Gene Ontology annotation, molecular function: RNA binding; structural constituent of ribosome. The coding region runs from base 1 to 399 and encodes 132 amino acids. Lineage: Eukaryota; Viridiplantae; Streptophyta; Magnoliopsida; Magnoliales; Magnoliaceae. Gene Ontology annotation, cellular component: ribosome; cytosolic large ribosomal subunit. The transcript has a single exon.